UUUUUUUUUUUUUUUUUUUUUUUUUUUUUUUAAAUUUAUUUUUGUGUUGUUCUUCGUUCUUGCUCUUGGUAUUGCAGAUCUGUCCAUGUGUGGGGCCAUUCAGACAGCUAUUACUUGAGCUGCUUUCGUCCCCACACACUUUGAAGCUCAUUCAUGGCUUCUCUCUAUCUCUAUCUCCCCACCUUCUCAAUUUCUUCACUCACUCAACCACUUUCACUCCUCCAAUCCCAAUUUUGAUGCUUCUUAAACCUUAUUCUCUUCAUUCCCUCUUCCAAUUUCUCUUCCUCCACCUCCCUCCCUGCUUCUUUGGAACCCACACAAUCUAGAAACUCAAAAAAAUGGUUGACAGAUUCUCUCUCAAGCUUCGUUUUGAUGCCGUUCUUCUCCACACGCUACUUCUCCUCCUAUAUUUCCAUGAAACUAGCUGCAUCCCGUCAACAUCUCCAACACGGCAUCUGUCGAAUGAGAAACCAAUGGAUGAUAUGUAUCCCGAGAUCGCUCCAAGUGGGAAUCCAAAGCCAUUCCUUCCUCUCCUUGCCCCUUCUCCAUUGGCACCCUUCACAAAUACCACAGUCCCAAACUUAUCAGGACAAUGUUUGUUGAACUUUUCUGCAACCGAAACUUUGAUGGGUGUGACUGCCAUGGAUUGUUGGGCCCCUUUCGCGAAACAGAUGGCCAAUGUUAUUUGUUGUCCGCAGUUAGAAGCUACUCUUGCAAUCCUUAUUGGUCAGUCGAGUAAAGAUACUAAUGUUCUUGCUUUAAACGGGACGCUUGCCGAAUAUUGCCUCUCAGAUAUUGAGCAGAUUUUGGUGGGGCAGGGUGCAAAUGAACGUCUUAAACACAUAUGCAGAGUUCAUCCAGCCAAUCUCACUGAAGGGUCUUGUCCGGCCAAAGAUGUUAGUGAAUUUGAGACCACUGUCGAUACGUCUAAGUUGCUUGCUGCCUGUAAUAAAAUUGAUCCUGUGAAAGAAUGCUGCAAUGCAAUCUGCCAGAAUGCCAUUUCAGAAGCCGCGACAAAGUUAGCAAUGAUAUCUACAGAUUUCUUGGGUAUGCCUGGAUCUCAAGUCUUGCCCGAACAGUCCGCCAGGGUUCGUGAUUGUAAAACUAUUGUCCUCCGAUGGCUGGCGAGCAAACUUCACCCUGCUAAUGCCAAGGAAGUUCUUAGAGUACUGUCCAAUUGCAAUGUUAACAAAGUGUGUCCAUUGGAAUUCCCCGACAUGAAAUAUGUUGCCGAUGCUUGCGGGAAUGCGAUCUCUAACAAGACAGGGUGCUGCCUGGCCAUGGAAAGCUAUGUAACGCAUCUGCAAAAGCAGAGCCUCGUCACCAACCUACAGGCUUUGGAUUGUGCUACAUCAUUGGAAAUGAAACUACGAAAGUCGAAUAUCACGAAGAACGUGUACGACCUAUGCCAUAUAAGCCUUAAGGAUUUCUCCCUCCAAGUUGGAAAUCAAGAGUUUGGAUGCCUUCUACCAAGCCUGCCUUCAGAUGCCAUAUUUGAUCCAUCAUCAGGGAUCAGCUUUGUUUGUGAUUUGAAUGACCAUAUUCCAGCUCCAUGGUCUUCUUCAACUCAAAUGACAGCUUCAUCAUGCAAUAAGACUAUCAAAAUUCCUGCACUUCCCGCAGCAGCAUCUGCUCAAAGUGGCCUUUACAACGAUGGUGUGGUACAUGUGUUGCUCAUUGCUAUCUCAGUGGCCCUCAUGAUACUCAUCUAGCUUAUUUAUUGCUAUCUUUGGAGAAGACUGUUGUCAAGUCAUCAUCUAAAACAAGGAUGUUCAUGUUCAAUGAAGCUUAUGACGAAGUCUUGUAUCCUCAGAAGUUUGAUCCUUGUGAAUAGUCUUAGAUGUUCUGAAUGUGGUAGAAAUUUGAGUUGGAAAAAUGGUUCCCAAAUUCCUAAUUUGUUCAUUCUUGCUGUCAAUGUAAUAAAAAAGUUUUGUAAAGAUAUAUUAGGAAAGCUGAGCAAAGUGGUGCAACAUUUCAGAUUUCGUUGUAUAUUUGGAUUUCUAUCCAACAUGAACAUAGCUCAAUAGUGAUUGACGUGUAGUCUUUCUCUUA
Molecule: messenger RNA, 2052 nt
Organism: Cucurbita moschata (crookneck pumpkin)
Lineage: Eukaryota; Viridiplantae; Streptophyta; Magnoliopsida; Cucurbitales; Cucurbitaceae
Exons: 8
Coding region: 339-1712 (457 amino acids)
Cellular component (GO): plasma membrane
Source: RefSeq, a predicted model, not a curated record